AUGGUCAAGAUUCUUGCUGUCCUCUACACUGCCGGCAAGUACGGUGACGCGCAGCCUCGUCUGCUCGGCACUGUCGAAAACAAGCUUGGCAUUGCCGACUGGCUCAAGGAACAGGGCCACGAGCUCAUCGUCACCGCCGACAAAGACUCGCCCGACUCCGAGUUCCGCAAGCACGUCAAGGACGCCGAGAUCGUCAUCACCACCCCCUUCCACCCCGCCUACCUCACCAAAGAGGUGCUCGAGUCCGCCAAGAACCUCAAGUGCUGCAUCACCGCCGGUGUUGGUUCCGACCACGUUGACCUUGAUGUUGCCAACCAGAAGAAGAUCUCGGUCUACGAGGUCACAGGCUCCAACGUCGUCUCGGUUGCUGAACACGCCGUCAUGACCAUCCUUGUGCUCGUCCGCAACUUCGUCCCCGCCAACCGUCAGUACCUCGAGGGUGACUGGAACGUCGCCGAGGUCGCUCGUGAAUCUUACGAUCUCGAAAACAAGGUCGUCGGUACACUCGGAUCCGGCCGCAUCGGCACCCGUAUCUUGCAGCGAUUGAAGCCCUUCGACUGCGCCAAGCUCACCUACUACGACUACCAGCGCAACGAGACCCUCGAGAAGGAGACCGGCGCCGUCCGCGUCGAGGACCUCAAGCAAUUCCUGUCGGAGCUCGACGUCCUCACCAUCAACUGCCCCCUUUACGAAGGUACUAAGGGUCUCAUCGACGCUGAGAAGAUCAGCUGGAUGAAGAAGGGCGCUUGGAUUGUCAACACCGCUCGUGGUGCCAUCGUCAACGCUGAGGAUAUCGCCGCCGCUCUCAAGAGCGGCCAUCUUCGAGGCUACGGAGGUGACGUCACAAACCAACAACCUCCCGCGGCCGACCACCCCUGGUUCCACAUGAGUGCCAAUCACAACGGUAUUCCUUACAAACAUGGUAAGGCCGGUGUGGCAAUGACUCCUCAUAUUUCUGGUACCUCCAUCGAUGCUCAGGAGCGAUACGCCGCUGGUGUCAAGGAGAUCCUCUCGAACUACUUCAGUGGCAAGCAGCAAACUCCCGCAAACAUCAUUGUCGAGGGAGGCUCGUACGCCACGAAAGCUUACGGUCAGCGCAAGUAG
This is a messenger RNA of Sporisorium graminicola, 1104 nucleotides long. RefSeq lists its product as uncharacterized. Gene Ontology annotation, molecular function: NAD binding; oxidoreductase activity, acting on the CH-OH group of donors, NAD or NADP as acceptor; formate dehydrogenase (NAD+) activity. Gene Ontology annotation, cellular component: cytosol. Lineage: Eukaryota; Fungi; Basidiomycota; Ustilaginomycetes; Ustilaginales; Ustilaginaceae. The transcript is spliced from 2 exons. The record is from RefSeq and is a predicted model, not a curated record. Bases 1 to 1104 code for a protein of 367 amino acids.